Messenger RNA from Daphnia pulex (common water flea), 2786 nucleotides. RefSeq names its product G-protein-signaling modulator 2-like (gene pins). The record is from RefSeq and is a predicted model, not a curated record. Lineage: Eukaryota; Metazoa; Arthropoda; Branchiopoda; Diplostraca; Daphniidae. The transcript has 11 exons. Gene Ontology annotation, molecular function: GTPase regulator activity; protein binding. Bases 455 to 2326 code for a protein of 623 amino acids.
AAUAAAAGUUGCGCGGAAUAAAGACAAGGGCGGUUUGUUUCUGCGAUUGUCUCGUUUUAUUCGAGACGUACUGUCUUAGUUUUCAAAAGUUUUGCCAACGUUUUUUUAAAGACUGAUGUAAUGCUAUGCUGGUUUGAAUUCUAGCCUACUGUCACACGCAUUUGAUUCAUAUGUUUUUAUUUUUACUUCGUGGAAAAAGAGCAAGCAACGCAACCAGUGAGUCUAGCCGCGCGCAACUCGACAAUCAAUACUCUGUCGGGAGUCUCUUGAAUUUGAACUGGACGUUCCUUAGUUCAGUCGUUCAGUUGGUCUCCUGAAGUCGAGGCUUUCCUAGACGCUCGUCUUGUUAUUCGUUAGGUUUACCGACUUCUCAACACAGUGGGAAAAGUUAUACACUAGUGUUUCUUAGUCAACAUUUAGCUUCGCUGAGUCAAAACACAAUCAUCCUGACAAAAUGACAGACAUGGAUAACAGCACAUGCCUUGAAUUGGCGUUAGAAGGAGAACGUCUUUGCAAAGCUGGUGAUUGCAGAGCUGGUGUCGCCUUUUUCGAAGCAGCAAUUCAAGCUGGUACCGAUGACUUGAGGACCCUCAGCGCCAUUUACUCACAACUUGGAAAUGCAUAUUUUUACCUGGGUGAAUACACCAAAGCCAUGCAGUAUCACAAACAUGAUCUUACUCUAGCCAGAACCAUGGGUGACAGACUAGGUGAAGCCAAAGCCAGUGGAAAUCUUGGAAACACAUUGAAAGUAAUGGGCAGAUUCGAUGAAGCUGUUCUCUGUUGCAAAAGACACCUCGACAUUUCCAGGGAGCUUACCGAUAAAGUUGGAGAAGGAAGGGCGUUGUAUAACUUGGGGAACGUUUUUCAUGCGAAAGGAAAACAUCUCGGCCGGCUGGGUCAACAAGAUCCAGGCGAGUUUCCCGAAGACGUGCGGAACUGCCUGCUAACAGCCGUAAAUUAUUACGAAGAAAAUCUUGAACUCAUGAGAGAAAUAACCGAUCGUGCUGCCCAAGGUCGGGCAUGCGGGAACUUGGGCAAUACCCAUUAUCUCUUGGGUAGCUUUACGCAAGCCAUAAAAUAUCAUCAAGAGCGACUGAAUAUUGCUCGAGAAUUUGGGGACAAAGCAGCCGAAAGGAGAGCCCACAGCAACCUGGGAAAUGCGCACAUCUUCCUCGGAGAGUUCGAAACGGCUGCAGAACAUUACAAGAAAACACUCCUACUUGCACAGGAUCUCGGAGAUCGAGCCGUCGAAGCGCAAGCCUGUUACAGCCUGGGAAAUACGUAUACUCUGCUUCGCGAUUAUCCCACAGCCAUCGAUUACCAUCUGCGGCACUUGCGUAUUGCUGAAGAGCUAAUGGAUAAAGUUGGAGAAGGACGUGCUUGCUGGAGCUUGGGGAAUGCACACGCUGCCAUGGGAAAUCACGAGAAAGCCCUGCACUACGCACAACGGCACCUUGAAAUAUCCCGCGAGAUUGGCGAUCCGACCGGCGAGGCGACAGCACAGAUGAACUUGGCCGACUUGAGACGCACAUUGGGCGUUGACGGCGACGGUGGUUGCGGCGGCAUGGGAAACUCAACGAAAGGUCACGCUUCCGAGGCCGACGACGACGGACUCUACGGAGCAGAUAGCAAGGCCAACGGAGACGACGCCAUGGAUGAAGAGGAAUCCUUUUUUAAUUUGGUCACUCAAUUCCAAUCGAAACGCAUGGACGAUCAGCGUUGCUCGUUGGCAAUCGUAGACAACAAGGAGAACCAACAAGCAAGUACACUCCCGUCGAAUAUUCACGGUGAGUUGUUUUUCCAGGGAAACCAGGGAGGGGGGAUACGCGCUCCUGGCGUCGCCCCGAGUUUUGUUUCGUUUGCCUGCUUCUACGAGGGAGUGUGUUUUUAUUUUCCUCUUUUUUCGCAUAUUGUUUCGAUAGAGAGCCCGUCGAGAUUGAAGGAAGAUUUAAUGGACCUGAUCGCCGGCAUGCAGAGUCGCCGGAUGGAUGAGCAGAGAGCUUCACUACCGCGACUACCCGGCCUGAACAACGCCAAUCCAGACAUUUUACGUCGGCUGUCUGUGGAGCCAGCCGGCGAGGAUGCAGCCGCAUUGCCCGAUGAGAAUUUCUUCGAAAUGUUGAUGCGGUGUCAGGGUACGAGGCUGGAAGAUCAGCGCAGCGCCUUGCCGGAUACAUCGCCUCGGCGGCACAGGGGGCCCACCAUGCCCGACGAAGACUUUUUCUCGUUGAUAAUGCGACUCCAAUCGGGUCGACUCGAGGAUCAAAGAGCCGAAGAUCCUUCACCUCUCAUCGCUGCCAACGGAGCUGCCGCCACUUCCUCCUAGACGGAACGGUAUCCCUAACCUCUCGGAAUGUUUUACCCCUCCUCGCCAUCAGCUCUCAUCCAUGAUCGAAAUGUAUGUUGACAGUCUCUAUCAAUACCCUCUCUCCAUUUUUAUUCGUUUCAAAAAAUAGCCAUUCCCUUUUUCUUUUACUUUUGACCGAGUUUUUUUUUCCAAAAAAACUCUUCCAACUUCACAUCCAUUUCAUUCGCUCUCUGCCUCCUCCUGGAAGUAGAAAUCGCGAAAAUUAAAUCUCACCAUUCCUCCUUUGGGGAACAAACAAGGGGAAGGGGGGGUUGAUUGUCCGUUCCCGCAUGGUUGCACACGAGUUCAAAGGAGUCCCUUUUUUUUUCCGAACAUGGCAGUUCUUGUCUUCUCUUUCUAUUCCGUUGGCAGAGCAUUGUUCCUACUCCCAACGUGAAAGGCAGUUAGAAGACAAUAAAUAGGCCUAUUCCUCGUUUUA